GAUGUGGUAAUGUGCGUUAUACAAUGCUAUAGGGGAGGUGUUCUGUAACAUACAAACGAUACUUUAAACACGACUGUUAGUUCAGGGCGGUGAUCAGGGCCCUAGGAUUAGGAAUAAGCUAUAAUCCGACAAACGAUAUAUAAUUCGUUUAGUGAUCGUGUUAGACCUUAGAUAAAAUGGUCAAUGGAUUAGGAGCGAUACAGUCCACGUCACUAACGGGCAGAGCAGCAAUGGAAACCGACAUGACUACAUAAUUAAACAACCUUAUUUCACAUACGGCUACAAUAUCCACGGUCUGCAAUGAUGUCCGAGUCCCCUGUAGCUGCCAAAAGUGUGCGACAAAAGAAUGACGCAGUGGCGGCGUCCAUCAAGAACAUUCGUGAACAGAAAGGCCUGGAGAGACAACUGACACACAUAGAGAGGCUAUGGCACGUGGAGCUCAAGCAUCUGACACGAGAGAAGCUGGAGGCGACGCACGAACUGACGCGGCUGGAGGAGGAGAAGCAGAACCUGGAAUACCUUAACGACGACGUGGAGGGGGACAGCCUUAAGACGUACACUGACAGCAUCAGGGACAAAACCGGACAACAAAGGCAAGAGGACAAACACAUUGUCAAGUUUAGUUACCAAAAUUCCGAAUUGAAUAAGGUACAGUUAAGGCUCCCCGAUGUUCACAAACCUCUGGAUAUUUUAAAAGAAAACGGAUUACAUCAGUCAAUGCCAGUCGCCAAAAAACCAAAACUAUACAGAUCGAAUUCAAUACUGAGACACCAUGUGGAAAACAGUGUAAGCUUUCCUCCGGGAAUUACUCGGACCGAAUCGAAGGAGGACGUCAAAAACAUUAAUCUACCAGACAUCAUGUGUUCCGACCAAAGUAAAACGAAAUUUGUACGAUUGAUAGAGAAGGAUGUAGAGAGGUUUAAUAGUCAAAGUAAUACACAUCCUACGGUGGAAACCCCCAGUACACCUUAUUCCAAGAGAGUAUAUAGGCGAAAGAAGAAAGUGACAUUUCCUCCACUCAGCGCCAUGUGCGAGAGACGACACACGGUGCUUUGAAUUAUUUUAUUUUCAAAGAAUUUUUCUUUUUUCUUUUAGUUAGCUUUGUUUUAGUUUGUUUGUACCUCUGUAUAACUUUCUCGGUGCCAUAUCUGCUGCGUUUAAUUUUGAGUCUUAUAUUUAUGUUACAGUGGUUUGAAUAAAUACCUUAUGAUGUAUCUCAGAGAUAUACAAAUAUAUGUAAUAUAUCUACAAAGACGUAAUAACGACAAUGCAGACAAUAGAAUUUGUCAAAUUCUUAGGGCAAUCCGACCCUUUUUCGAGACAGAAACAUGAACGAUACAUCGAAACAUAUAUAACAAAGAUGAACAGCUUGUAAGCAAAGGCUAUUACUGCAAACAAUCAUCUUGAAGAUGCCGUGACUGCUAACAUAGUAUGUCUAGAUGUAUUAUGUUAAAUGUAAAUAAACUUAUUGCAUAGACGAAGUCAAGUGAAUUUAAAGAAAAAAUCUGAAUGAAUAAGGUGGGGAAAUCUAUAACUGUAGUUGUUCGUCUGAAAAUUUGACAAAUGCCUUUGACUGCACAACUGUUGUUACUAGAUCCUAUAUACCUAUUUAUAUAUAUACUGAGUUAUAUAUACUAGAUCCUAUAUACCUAUUUAUA
Messenger RNA from Mizuhopecten yessoensis (Yesso scallop), 1658 nucleotides. RefSeq lists its product as uncharacterized. The record is from RefSeq and is a predicted model, not a curated record. The transcript has 2 exons. Bases 301 to 1056 code for a protein of 251 amino acids. NCBI's taxonomy places the organism in Eukaryota, Metazoa, Mollusca, Bivalvia, Pectinida, Pectinidae.